GUACAUGGAAUCCUAACGCAGAGGAUACCAACACUCAGCUCUUGCAUUUCCCUCUAAAUUCUCCUUCCCUACAUAUAAAUAUAGAAUUUGAUCCCUUCCUUUUCAUUUUUCUCUCUAAAACCGUUGAAGAAGCUCAAUCCAUUCUCCGGCCAUCUGAGAAUGGGCGCAAACGCAUCGACUCUUCCGGUAGAGCACGACGGGCCGAGGCCCAAACUGGAGGACAUACCGGAAUCCUGCAUCGCCCUGGUCCUUUCCUACUUGGACCCGCCGGAGAUCGCCAAGCUGGCCCGACUCAGCCGUGCUUUUCGCGCAGCAUCCUCCGCCGACUUCAUCUGGGUUCCCAAAUUGCCUUCUACCUAUCCCUAUAUUCUCUCCAAAUUGUCUGAUCAGGGUGGUGCCGGAGACAAGGGCAAGAAGGACGUUUAUGGCAGGCUAUGUAGGCCCAGCUCCUUCGAUGGUGGCACUAAGGAAGUUUGGAUUGAUAAGCGAACAGGAGGGGUUUGUUUGGAGAUUUCGUCAAAGGCGCUAACGAUAACGGGAAUUGAUGAUCGGAGGUAUUGGAAUCACAUUCCAACUGAUGAAUCCAGAUUUCAAACCAUCGCAUACCUUCAGCAGAUCUGGUGGCUUGAAGUAGAUGGGAACCUUGAGUUCCCAUUCCCGCCUGGAACUUAUAGUCUGUUCUUCAAACUGCAGCUUGGAAGGGCUUGUAAAAGAUUGGGCCGUCGGGUAUGUAAUUCUGAUAAUGUACACGGAUGGGACCUAAAACCUGCACAAUUUCAGUUGAAAACGCAGGACGAACAGCAUGCAGUAUCCCGUUACAUGUUGGGCAACUUAGGGACCUGGGUACACUACCACGUGGGAGAUUUUGUUGUUGAGGAUCCCAAGUCGUUAACAAACGUAAAAUUUUCUUUGACUCAGAUUGAUUGCACGCACACCAAAGGUGGUCUUUGCGUAGAUUCUGUCUUGAUAUGCCCGAGUAGUUUAGGAAAGGAGUUGUUCUCUUCUGUAGAUGUCGAAGUUUGUAAAAAGUUGUAGGUUCUCGCAUUAAGAACAAAACUAAGGAAGCAGAGAUAAUGCUUUUCCAGGAGCCGAUGUAUAUUUUUGUUGGUCUCGGUUUCUCUGUUCUGGAUUUGUGAAGAUUCGUGUGCUUCGAGUUUUGCUCUCUGGUAGUGCUGGAUGCAUCUUGUACAUAAUUUGAGGAGACAAGACUAGUUUUGAUAA
Messenger RNA from Sesamum indicum (sesame), 1221 nucleotides. RefSeq names its product F-box protein PP2-A13. Gene Ontology annotation, molecular function: protein binding. The record is from RefSeq and is a predicted model, not a curated record. Lineage: Eukaryota; Viridiplantae; Streptophyta; Magnoliopsida; Lamiales; Pedaliaceae.